UCCACUUGCAUUGCCCUUUCCUCCAUUUCUGCCGCACUUAUAACCAUAUCCACCGCCUCCCCCACCUCUGCUCCAUAGAACCAGUCGUCAUGCUCUUCCUCCUCUAUCCUCUCCCACCGCCGCGGGAAAAUGAUGCCGGACUGCCGGAGUUCCAGAACAACUACUCCGGGAUGUUCGAUGGUUUGGAUAAAGAAUUUCACGAUAAUGGUAAGAUCGGCUUGAAUGCGCCAACGAUCAGAGGAAAAGAAGGAAUAAAAUGCACGGUGGCUGACAGAGAGUGGCUGACCGAUAGAGAGCUGCUGGGUAAUAUGAUAGUAGAGUAAUUUGAAGAUGUUUACUCUUCCGCAAACAAUGUAGUGACACGAGCAUUACUAGACGGAGAUAAAAGGGUCUCUAAAAUUCAAAACAAAGCAUUACCGCAUCCGAUUACUCCUGAAAAGGUUAGAAAAGCAACAUUUGGUAUGCAUCCAGAUAAGACGCUUAGUUCAGAUGGAAUGAACCCUGGAUUUUUUCAGAAUUUUUAGGAGAUUGUGGGCCCAGAGGUUGUGACGUUUUGUUAACAGGCAUUUGAAGAAGGACAAUGUUGGGUCCUAUUUUCCCUAAGCGGGGAAUGAGACAAGGUGACCCUUUGUCUCCAUAUUUGUUUAUCCUACUGGCAAAGGGUUUAAUCUCGCUGAUCCGUAGACAAGAGGUGAUGGGAGAGCUACAUGGGAUGGCUGUAUCAAGAGCACCGCCACGGAUAACACAUCUUUUGUUUGCGGACGAUAGUUUUUUGUUUCUUUAAAGCAAAUGAGAUGGAAUGUGAGGUGGUGAAAAUUUUGCUUUCUCAAUAUGAAGCAAGAUCUGGUCAAAUGGUAAAUUAUGAAAAGUCUAGUGUGUCGUUCAAUUCCAAUGUAGCCCAGAAUACCCGAGAUAUAUUAUGUUCAGUGUUGAGGAUGAAUAAAGAAACUGCCACAAGGAAGUAUUUGGGGUUGCUUCGCUUGUAGGACGAAGGAAAUGUGAGAUACUUGUUAUCUUAAAGUGAGAAUUAUAAAACGAUUAUAAAGCUAGAACACCAGAUUCCUUUCGCAAACAAGGAGAUAAAUCUUAUUAAAGUUGGUUAUAAAGGUUAUGCAUGCAUAUGCCAUGAAUGUGUUCUUGUUACCAGACGAGUUGUGUACUGAGAUUGAAAGGUUAAUGAAUGGUUAUUGGUGGAGGGGAAAGGAGAUGACUGAUAGGUAUGUUCGUUGGAAAAGGUGGCAAGCUAUGUGCAAACCAAAGGCUUAUGGGAGCUUUGUUUUAGGAGGUUAAAGGAGUUUUAAUGUGGCUAAGUUAGGCAAACAAGCACGGAGAUUGAUUUUAGAGCCUAAUGCAUUGGUGAGUAGAAUUUUUAAAGCAAGAUACUUUCCGGAUUCAUCCUUUUGCGAAGAAAGGAUUGGAAAUAAUCCACCGUUCAUUUGGCAGAGUGUGAUGGCUGCAAAAGAAGUAAUGGUUACUGGUACAAGUAGAAGAGUUGCGAAUGGUAGAGAUAUAUCAGUUUAGUACGACUUUGGGUACAGAAAGUGGGACAGAGAAAGUGAUUUCUCCUAACCCGCAGGGGAUUAAGGACAUGAACGUAGCAGCCUUGUUAUCUAGCAGCGGGAAAGAAUGGAAUACAACAAGAGUUAGGGAGAUGUUUUCCGCUAUGGAUAGUGAUGUUAGAGCAUCUUUAAUGCUACACCGUUAACAUGGAAUAAAUUUUGACACAUGGCACUCAAUAAAAGGAAUAGUCAUCCACCUCAUAUUGAAGUUAUCUAGGAGGACAUUGAAACCCAAAAAUCAAGUCCAAUGUUUAAUGUCAACCGCCCAUGUAACACCUAUACGUGUAAGCCAUUUUUAAAAUUAAAAUAGUACAUCAUACUAAAUGC
Cuscuta europaea is the source of this 1886-nucleotide messenger RNA. Lineage: Eukaryota; Viridiplantae; Streptophyta; Magnoliopsida; Solanales; Convolvulaceae. The record is from the annotation of a GenBank genome assembly.